AUGCUCCAUGAACUGCUUUUUGCACUUAAUGGAUUUCCGGGUGAUAUUUUUGUCUGCGAGGAAGUAAAGGAUUUUAAUGACGAACGAAUUGCAAGUCACUUCAUAAUGAGACCAAUUGCAGACGACUUGCCUUAUGUAAACCCAGCGGAAUUAUCCCUCAUGUCUCAAUUAUUGAACCUGGGUGCUGAUUUCCACUCGAUAAAUAGAUUUAUCCAAAAGCACUUAUCUCCUGGUUAUAGUUUAUACCUAACGGCUACUGCGAAUGGAAUCGACGAUGCUAUGACUGGUUACAGAUCAACACUUUGCGAAAUCGAGCAUGAGCUCCUCAUGGAUAAGGAAUUAGGUACUGCUCAUAUUUCCUACAGGCUUCACAAUUAUCGAACUAUUUUGCCCAUUGUUCGUCGUCUUACGCAACAACUUGAAAAAUGUUGCUCUGAGUCCAAGGGUUCUGGUGAUCAGCUGAAACCUAGUAUUCGUGUUCUUGAAUCUGUUAUAUCAAUUUAUCUGCCAGGACUUUCUUGUUUGUCAACCCUAAAAUGCAUACUAUCUUAUGGUCUUCGUGUUUUUUAUCGACAGCUCUCCUCUUGGGUUUUACAAGGCAUCUUAAGUGACCCGUUUGGAGAAUUUUUUAUUGAAAAGUUUAUUCCUUCUAAUCUUCUGGAGAAUAACGAAAAUGUGCUUACAGCCAAAGGAGAUAAAGAAGCUUUUGAUGAAUUCCCCGAGGUCGUCGAUCCUUUACCUGAGUUUCAGCUUGUGCCUGCUAAACUACCUUUAUUUAUCCCCCCCUUGAUGACAAGUCAAAUACUUUUCAUAGGCGAAACAAUUUUUUUUCGCUCCUGUGAUUAUUCCAGGAGCUCAAAACAGGCUCCAUUAGUUAAAGAAUUAGACGUUAGGUAUGCCGACCGGUUUCGCGCAUUGGAAUCUCCUCUGAUCUCGCGCCCUAAGUCCGUGCAAAAUGAGGGAGCGAACGAAGAACAUCCUUUGGAUGAUAAAUGCCUCUUUGAUAUUACUCCCGUGCAAAAUCUUAUUUCAGAGAUCCGAAUGUUUGUCUCUAAAAGCGUUUGGACCAGCUACAUUGAGGAAUAUCAGCUUAUUAAUAAGCUUCAGCUUGCCAAGGACGUUUUUCUCCUAGGUCGGGGUGAAUUAUUUUUAGCGUUCUUGGAUAAUUUACGCUCUCCUGCUCAUAUGAGUGGGGUUAGCAUUGGUUCAGGUGAUAUCACAAUAUUGGAUGUGCCUCCGCCCAAGGAUAUCGCAGAAGCUCGAGCACUCGCCUACGACAUCAACAGAGCAUUUCUCAUGGCUGCUAGAUCUAUCGAGUUAGAUGAUGAAGAACUAGGAAGGCAGUUUAGAUUCACAUUGAGCACAAGUCCGUAUAAUGACACGGUCAUUAAAAAUGAUUCACUUGAUUCCAAAUCUGCCCCCACGGCGUGGGACUGUCUUCGCCUUCAUUACCGCGUACCUUCGGGAAAAAAUGCAUCCCAUUUCGCCAACCGGGUUUUCUCAAUUGAUGCUAGGGCGGCAUACGCCCGUUUAUUCUCUUUUCUCAUCACGGUUAGGAGAACCCAAGCCGAACUGCACCGACAUUGGGCUGGGCAAACAUUCGUCUGGCGGCGGCAUCGAGAGCUGGAGGCAAAUUUAGUGGACAGAGGCUCCAGUAAAAAAGGAGUUUUAAUUCAAGUCGAUGAACCUAUCGACAUGAACCCCCUUGUUGCACGAGAGUCUAACAUGAGCCGAAGGAUGCUGAUUAGGAAUCACAUGAUUUUCUUACUUGACAGCAUCCAGUACCACCUCCAGGUGCGUCUCAUAUUUUUGGUGCACUACCUGGUAUUUCACUAUAACUACUACAAAUAG
Messenger RNA from Protopolystoma xenopodis, 1851 nucleotides. The record is from the annotation of a GenBank genome assembly. Lineage: Eukaryota; Metazoa; Platyhelminthes; Monogenea; Polystomatidea; Polystomatidae.